AGCGCUGUGUGUCGCUGUGCUGAAUGACAGGAGGCGUUGUGUGUGUGUGUGUGUUGUCAACGACACACUGAUCACAGCUGGAACAACAUGUCACCUAAAGACCCUCUGAUCGGCACUCUGAAAGUGUGUGUCCUGAACCUGCAGUCAGAUGGAGACACAGUGUUGGACACCAACCCUCACCUGUCCUCCUGCUGUGAGCUUCUGGAGCUGGUCCUCAGGAAGGGGCUCCAACAGCCAGUUCUCAGUCUGGUAAACAGAGACUACUGGCAGUGUUUUGAACAGCUCACACACCAAGAUCCCUGCGGCAGGCUGUCUGCCCUGUCCUUGGUGGUGGAGCAGACUAGAGUUUGCAGGAAGCUGCUCUCAGCUCAGGGCCGAGGCCGCUACCUGCUCAGACUGGCCCUCAGCCGCAAGGCUCUCCCACAGCUCAUCACACACCUGCUGCACACACCCAGAGUCCUGGAGUGGUACAGCCCGGAUGUGUCAAUCCUCAGGAAUGAGGAGUUUGUGGAGCCUUUCAUGUCGCUGCUGCUGGUCCUCUCUCACAUGGAGUUCAAACUGAACAUGGAGAACUGCAGUUUUCUGGAUGAGAGCUGGCUCCUACCGGUGUGUGAGACAUAUGAAGUGGUGCCUUGUCGGGAGGUAGGGUUGGUGUUAAGGUACCUCAGUGGACGCGUCUUCGUCCUGGACCUGAUGCCUGGUAGUCAGGCUAAUGUCGACAAGUUUAUCUGUCCUGGUGACAUUAUUGAUGAGAUCAAUGGAAACUCACUGAGGAAUUCCAAGAAUGGACAGGCAGGUGUGGUUCUGUCCCGGCUGAAGGGUUGCCCUCUAUCCAUCAGUGUUGUGCGCUGGAGGGCCCAGGAUGGGACUGUGUAUCGGCCUCUUAUCAAACUCCUGCGGGCCCUGAGGAUGGAGAACCCAAACCUGCAGCUUGGUCCCGCUCCCUCCCAGCAGUCAGCCACCGAGGACCAGAGAACCUCUCCGUCACAGUGUCUCAAAGACGGAAGGAUUGUGUAUAUUGUGGAGUUCAUGGGAAAAGCAAACAUUGGAAUGUUUGGGGGCAAGGAGGUGCUCCAGCAUGCCAUUACACAAGUAUUGCAGAAAAACCAGCCGAGCAAGGACGUGCUGCUAGACAUGAAGGAAACGCACCUGACAUGCACUGACAGAAACAGUAAACUGGAGCUGUUUGAGCAUCACUAUCCAGAGAUUUCAUGUGUAGGGAGGUACGGUCAACCGGACUACACCAUAUUUGCAUUCUGUAUAGCAGACUCCCCAGAAACCCCUCAGUCAACAGGCUUCUGCUGUGUGGCGUUCAGAGCCAGCAACAUGAAGGAGUGUGAGGAGAUUGUCUGCAGAAUUGCUGCUGGUUUCAAGCACACUGAGUGGUUUGUAUGACAUCUCAGCAGGGAGUCAACUGUUUCAUGCGCUGUAAAUAAAUUUUAAGUGUCUAAAAGAUCAUGUAUACACUGCAUUACUGACUGA
This is a messenger RNA of Centropristis striata (black sea bass), 1482 nucleotides long. RefSeq lists its product as uncharacterized. The record is from RefSeq and is a predicted model, not a curated record. The transcript has 16 exons. Gene Ontology annotation, molecular function: protein binding. Bases 88 to 1395 code for a protein of 435 amino acids. NCBI's taxonomy places the organism in Eukaryota, Metazoa, Chordata, Actinopteri, Perciformes, Serranidae.